GGCCACAGACGGAGAGAGAGACGGACGCAUGGGCUCGAUAAAACGGGAAACCCAGCCCAUGCCCAAAUGGCUGAUCUGGAACUGUUUUACUUUGAUCAGCCGGAUCCCAGAGACGUCUCCCUGGUUUUAGAUGAAGAAAGUAUCGGCGACAGCGGUGAAAAGUCACUUCAUCCCGGCGGAGGAGAGUGUUCAGCACCAUGGACAGAGAUCAGGGGAGCUCCGCGUCCGGAGGAGGAAACGGAAACAUCUUUUACUUGCAAACACCAACAUGAUGAAGAUGCUGAUGAUGUCCAGCUGAUAGGUGCGAGUCCAGAAACCUGCAGAUCCUCGAGUGAACUGUACGAGGAGGAGGAGGUAAUGGAGGAAGCGGAGGAGGACUUCCCGGAACUUUACUUGCUGUCCGACGACGACCUCUCCUCUGAGGACUCGGGGAAGUCUGUGGAUUACGGCUUCAUCAUCGCCGUGACUUGUCUGGUAACUGGCAUCUCUCUGGUCGCCAUAGCUUACACGGUCCCCAGGGACGUCCGGGUGGACCCGGACACUGUGACCGCCCGGGAGAUGGAGCGUCUAGAGAGGGAGAAAGCCAGAGUGGGAGCCCAUCUGGACCGGUGUGUCAUAGCGGGACUGUGUCUGCUCACCCUCGGGGGCGUGCUGCUGUCCACGCUGCUCAUGAUCUCCAUGUGGAAAGGGGAGAUGAUGAGGAGGAAAGCCUUCGCCUAUUCCAAACACGCAGCAAAGUUGUACGGAUCCAUCAGUUUGAGAGCUGGCUCCAGCCCCACUCGGGAAUCCUGCUCGCAUUUGUCAGUGGCUGACGAGGAUUUAGAAGUGCUCAGCUGAAAUUAUGGACAGGACAAGCGGAAAAGACUCAGAAAGUGCUUAGAAAAUCCUGUCAGAGCUGUCCUAUAAUCGGCAGGUUUAAUGCCUUUUUCAUUUCUAACAGCUAAUGCUAGUAUUUUGGUUAAUAGAUAGACUUCUUUUGAAAGGAUAGGCUUGCAUUUUUUCACGUCUGUUGUAAUACAGUCCUCGCAUAUGGGAGUUAUUGGUUGCUGUUAUUGUCCCUUCAGCUCAUCCAAUCUCAGUACAGAUGAUAGGGGCCACAAUCCACAAUCCUCUUUCUGGGUAUAUGCAGGAAUAUAUAUAUAUAAAAAUAAGGCUAAAUAUAGUAGUUUGAUUUGGAUGAAUACAGCCCAAAAGAACAGAGCUAUUGAAGAACUCACAGGGCUAUUUGAUAGCAGUAAGUUGCUUUAGGUACGGUGAAGCAUGAAAUACAGUCAGGAAGCCCAGGCUGUGCAACAGAUGCACUGAAUGUGCCAAAACCAAAACACUGCACAGCAGGUUUCUAAAACACUGAAAGCUGGAAAGCUAUAAUGGUGGCUAUCAUUUUCUCAUUUGUGUUUUCAGUUGUGCAGGAAAUACCAAAAAAUAAAUAAGUGUUCACAUCACAAGUGAGCAUUCGAUUUAAUGAAAUGGGCCUCCUCAGUUUUCUUGAACGCCUCUGUGAGCGCUAAUAUGUUACCCCAGUCAAAACAAGCAUCACUCUUUGUGUUUUUAUCCAUCCGCUGAAGUGAAAACACAAUGAGGGAAACUUGAUUUUUGUUAUGGUCAGUUUAGACUGCUGAAGCCUGAUGUCAGCUUCCAUUACUCAUGUGUGAAAAGGGAUUGUGGUUUUAGUCCACCAUCACUCAGAUUAGGAACAGUUACAGCAAACAAAGACAUGUUUUCGUGCACCCACUAUGUGUGCAUGCUAGUGUUGUGUUAAGAUAGACUUGAGCAAAUGUCAAUCUAUUCUUUGGGUAUGUAUAGACGGUGAUGUGCCAUAUAAACACCGAGACUUCUGAGGCUAAAACCACGAUGUAUUCUUU
Messenger RNA from Pundamilia nyererei, 1862 nucleotides. Its product is annotated as transmembrane protein 74. The transcript is spliced from 2 exons. NCBI's taxonomy places the organism in Eukaryota, Metazoa, Chordata, Actinopteri, Cichliformes, Cichlidae. Bases 67 to 837 code for a protein of 256 amino acids. The record is from RefSeq and is a predicted model, not a curated record.